This is a messenger RNA of Penicillium salamii, 1734 nucleotides long. The record is from the annotation of a GenBank genome assembly. NCBI's taxonomy places the organism in Eukaryota, Fungi, Ascomycota, Eurotiomycetes, Eurotiales, Aspergillaceae.
AUGGGCAAUCCAAGUGUGAGAAGUGAUGAAUCUAGGACUCAACAAUCAGUGUGGGUGUACCAGCCCGUGACACAGACAAAACUAAUCGACCACAGCCGAAAUGAAGGUAACGCAAAAAGUGCAACGACUUGCUCCCAUGAGAUCUCCCGUCGAUGCAUCCUCAACGUUAUCGGAAACGAGAAAUUGCACUUAUUCAAGUGUUCUAAGACGAAUGCAAUGUCUCGCUCGUACGAUCAACCAAUAAUCGACGUAAUAAACUACGUCUACAAGUACCAGCUAGACGAAGACGACGAAACACUCUGGAAAUGCGCCCGCACCUCCCUCCUCGACUCAAUGGGCUGUGCCAUCGAAACAGUCACAAGCAGCCCCUCAUGCCGGAGGUUCCUAGGCCCCAUAAUCGAGAAAACAAAUGUGCCGAACGGGUUCAAAGUCCCCGGCACGGAAUUCCAAGUCGACCCUCUCAAAGGCGCAUUUGAUCUGGGAAUCUUGAUCCGAUAUUUGGAUCACAAUGAUGCACUCGGUGGUGCAGAAUGGGGCCAUCCGUCUGGUGAGAGUUGCCCUGUGCAGGAACCCAUGGAUACCACUGACUGGUUCAAUGCAGAUAAUCUCGGCGCCAUCGUAUCAGUCAUGGACUGGCUUUCGCGGGCGAGUAUUGCAGGUGAUAUCGUUCACUAUGGGCCUCCGCUGACUAUGCAUACGCUGCUGAUUGCUUUGAUCAAGGCGUAUGAGAUACAGGCGUGUUAUCAGAUGCAGAAUGCAUUCAAUGCCUAUGGCAUUGACCAUGUCAUACUUGUGAAAUUGGCUUCGGGGGCUGUUGUCUCCUGGCUCCUUGGACUAACGGAAGAUCAAGCCAUGGCGACAGUGUCCCAUGUCUGGAUGGACGGUCAUCCAAGUCGGCUGUAUCGAAGCGGUUGGAACAUCAGUUCCAGGAAAGGAUGGGCGGCGGGGGAUGCGGCUAGGAGGGCUGUGCAGUUGGCUUUUAUGGUGGGUCAGGGUGCGGAAGGGGCGCUGGGGGCGUUGAGUGCGCGACCAUUUGGAUUUUUGGAGCGGACGUUUGGGGAUGGGUUCGUUUUUCCGCGUGCUUUUGGGUCGUGGACUGUGCGGAAUGUGUUGAUCAAGACUAUGCCUGUUGAGGGACAUGGGAUCUCUGCUGUUGAGGCUGCGGUUUUACAGGCUGGGUUUCUCCGACGGAGGGGAUUGGUUGAGCCUGCGAAGCAGAUCAAAAGGAUAUGCUUGAGGGUGACUGAAGCUGCGUGUAUGAUCAUCGAUAAGAAGGGACCGUUGUAUAAUGCUGCGGAUCGGGAUCAUUGCAUCCAGUACGUGGUGGCUUUGGCUUUGUUGAAAGGAAGUCCACCUGAGGCCGUGGACUAUUUGGACGAAAGCCCCUGGUCGAAAAGUGAAGAGCUGGAGAUUCUGAGGGGGAAAAUUGUGAUCCAGGCUGACUCUGAACUCCAGCGAGAUUACUUGGAUGUUGAAAAGAAGAGCAUUGGUGCGGGUGUGACGAUUGAUCUUGAAAAUGGCCUCAAGCUGCCUGAGAUAUUGAUCGAGUAUCCUCUGGGACAUGCACGGAAUCCUCAAACACCAUCUACAGUGCAAAGGAAGUUUUUCAAGAACAUGAGCCGUAUGUUCUCGGCGGCAGAAAUCAGUCGCAUGCUUGGAGCGGUUCAGCAACCGGAUAUGCUGAUCUCAGACUUCAUGGACCUUUUCAUUCCCUCAUCCACGUCGAAGAUGUAA